AACGCCCUAGCGAGCAGUUGAAUCGCUCUUAUGCACGAUUUGUCUUUCAUAGCAAGCGUGAGAGGUUGCUUUGAUUCUGUUUCUCUCUCUCUCUCUCUCUCACACUCGGUCUCACAUUGAGUAAUACUUUGGAGGGAGAAAAAGAAAAACGAGAAGGAAAAGGAGGAGGCUUCAGCUGAGCUCCACAAAUCUGGUGAAACCACUGAAAAGAUCCGAUUUUUUUUUUGUUCGAUUUCUUCAGGAGUACUCUCAUUCUCGCUGAGUAUCAAUGGGAAAAGGAGCGCAAGACUAUGGAAAAGGAGAGAAAUUUGAUGGAAAAGGAGAGAAAUUUGAAGCGGGAUCUUCGAACGAAGAGACAUUUCCUGCGUGGGCAAAAGAGGUUCACGAGUGCGAGGAGAAGUACCAAGUGAACAGCAAAUAUGGAUUAUCAUUGGAAGAAGUAGAAAAGCGGCGGCAGCGCUACGGUUGCAAUGAAUUGGAGAAGCACGAGGGCACAUCAAUUUUUAAGCUGAUAUUGGACCAGUUGAAUGACACUCUAGUGAGAAUUCUGUUAGUUGCGGCAGUUGUAUCAUUUGUGUUGGCUUGGUAUGAUGGCGAAGAAGGCGGUGAAAUGGAGAUUACAGCAUUUGUGGAGCCGCUUGUAAUUUUCUUGAUCUUGAUUGUCAAUGCCAUUGUGGGAAUCUGGCAAGAGAGCAAUGCAGAGAAAGCAUUGGAAGCUUUGAAGGAAAUUCAAUCGCAGCAAGCCACAGUGAUCAGAGAUGGUAAACGGGCUGCUAAUUUGCCCUCGAAGGAACUUGUUCCGGGUGAUAUUGUGGAGUUAAAGGUUGGUGAUAAGGUACCGGCAGACAUGCGGGUUUUGAGUUUGGUAAGCUCAACAGUUAGGAUUGAGCAGGGAUCGUUGACGGGUGAGAGUGAAGCGGUGAGCAAGACUGUUAAGGUUGUACCUGAAAAUUCGGAUAUUCAGGGCAAGAAAUGUAUGGUUUUUGCAGGGACGACUGUGGUGAAUGGAAAUUGUAUCUGCUUGGUUACUGAGACGGGUAUGAAUACGGAGAUAGGGAAGGUGCAUUCACAAAUUCAUGAAGCAUCGCAGAGCGAGGAAGAUACACCAUUGAAGAAGAAGUUAAAUGAGUUUGGGGAGGCUCUAACGGCAAUUAUUGGAGUGGUAUGUGCUGUGGUUUGGCUUAUUAAUGUGAAGUACUUUCUCACUUGGGAAUAUGUUGAUGGGUGGCCGAGAAAUUUUAAGUUCUCGUUUGAGAAGUGUACGUAUUACUUUGAGAUUGCAGUGGCAUUGGCAGUUGCUGCCAUUCCGGAAGGUUUGCCAGCAGUUAUCACGACAUGCUUGGCACUAGGAACACGAAAGAUGGCUCAAAAGAAUGCACUUGUAAGGAAGUUGCCAAGUGUUGAGACUCUAGGUUGUACAACUGUGAUUUGUUCUGAUAAAACGGGCACUUUGACUACCAAUCAGAUGUCAGUGGCGAAGCUUGUGGCUGUUGGUUCUAGGCCUGGUACACUCCGACCUUUUGAUGUGGAGGGGACUAAAUAUGAUCCUUUUGAGGGACAAAUACAAGGCUGGCCAGUGGGUCGAAUGGAUGCCAACCUUCAAAUGAUCGCAAAGGUGUGUGCUGUGUGCAAUGAUGCAAGUGUUGAACAAUCUGGGAAUCAUUAUGUUGCAAAUGGAAUGCCCACCGAGGCUGCAUUGAAGGUGCUGGUUGAGAAGAUGGGACUCCCUGAAGGUUUUGAUGCUGGUUCUUCUUUGGGUCAUGGUGAUCCACUACGUUGUUCUCAACUAUGGAAUGAAAAGGAGCAUCGGAUUGCAACUCUAGAGUUUGACCGUGAUCGUAAAUCGAUGGGUGUUAUUGUGAAUUCCAGAUCAGGGAAGAAGUCUUUGCUAGUAAAGGGUGCAGUGGAAAAUGUAUUGGAAAGAAGCUCAUUCAUGCAGCUGCUUGAUGGUUCUGUUGUUGAAUUGGACCAACAUUCAAGGGAUCUUAUCUUAGAGCGCCUUCGUGAAAUGUCAACAAGUGCAUUGCGUUGUUUGGGUUUUGCAUACAAAGAUGAACUUUUGGAGUUUGAGACUUAUAACGGCGAUGAAGACCAUCCAGCACAUCAACUUUUACUUGAUCCAUCCAACUAUUCUUUAAUUGAGAAUAAACUUAUUUUUGUUGGCUUGGUUGGGCUAAGGGAUCCUCCUCGGAGAGAGGUUCGUCAAGCAAUUGAGGACUGCAAAGCUGCUGGAAUUCGUGUUAUGGUUAUUACUGGAGACAACAAGAAUACAGCUGAAGCUAUUUGCCAUGAAAUAGGUGUUUUGGGGCCUGGUGAUAAUAUUAGCUCAAAAAGUAUAACAGGAAGAGAAUUUAUGGAUCAUCCUGAUCAGAAAAAUCAUCUUAGACAAAGUGGAGGACUUCUGUUCUCUAGGGCUGAACCAAGACAUAAACAGGAGAUAGUUAGGUUGCUCAAAGAAGAUGGUGAAGUGGUUGCAAUGACUGGGGAUGGAGUCAAUGAUGCACCUGCUUUAAAAUUGGCUGAUAUUGGGAUUGCAAUGGGCAUUUCCGGGACUGAGGUUGCCAAAGAAGCUUCUGACAUGGUGUUAGCAGAUGAUAAUUUUAGCACUAUAGUUGCUGCUGUAGGCGAAGGCAGAUCUAUUUACAACAAUAUGAAGGCUUUUAUCAGGUACAUGAUUUCCUCAAAUAUUGGUGAGGUGGCCUCUAUAUUUAUGACAGCUGCCUUGGGUAUUCCAGAAGGCAUGAUUCCUGUUCAACUUCUCUGGGUCAAUCUUGUUACUGAUGGACCCCCAGCGACAGCUUUGGGAUUCAAUCCUCCCGACAAAGAUAUAAUGACAAAGCCCCCUAGAAGAAGUGACGACUCAUUGAUCACUGCGUGGAUUUUAUUCCGCUAUCUGGUGAUCGGGCUCUAUGUUGGGAUUGCAACAGUUGGGGUGUUUAUCAUAUGGUACACGCAUCACUCAUUCAUGGGCAUUGACUUGAGCAGAGAUGGUCAUAGUCUUGUGUCCUACUCUCAACUUGCUAACUGGGGUCAGUGCCCUUCAUGGGAGGGAUUUUCAGUGUCGCCGUUCACGGCUGGGGAACGGGUGUUUGAAUUUGAUUCAAAUCCAUGUGAUUACUUCCAUUCUGGCAAAAUCAAAGCUUCAACUCUCUCCCUUUCCGUCUUGGUUGCCAUAGAGAUGUUCAAUUCCCUUAAUGCUCUCUCUGAGGAUGGGAGCCUAUUGACAAUGCCUCCAUGGGUCAACCCAUGGCUCCUUCUGGCCAUGUCUGUGUCGUUUGGCCUUCACUUCUUAAUCCUUUAUGUGCCAUUUCUGGCUCAAGUCUUCGGCAUCGUUCCUCUCAGUCUGAACGAAUGGCUUUUGGUGUUGGCCGUUGCUCUUCCGGUGAUUCUAAUUGAUGAGGUGCUCAAGUUUGUUGGGAGGCGUACAAGUGGAUUGCGGACUUCUAGUGCAAUAAAAUCUUCAAAGCACAAGGCAGAGUAAGCACCGCAAAAAGACCUUAAUUGGGUCCGUCGUCCCACCUAUAACCCUCAUCCUUUUAAAUUGGCUAGGGUUGGCCUGGACCUGAUAUUUAAUUGGAUUAUUUAAACGGACUUGUACUACCUUUGAAGUAGAAAUUUCUCAGACAAAAUUAUUAGAUCUUACGUUAUGUUUUCCAUGCA
Messenger RNA from Alnus glutinosa, 3660 nucleotides. RefSeq names its product calcium-transporting ATPase 1, endoplasmic reticulum-type-like. Gene Ontology annotation, biological process: calcium ion transmembrane transport; intracellular calcium ion homeostasis. Bases 269 to 3481 code for a protein of 1070 amino acids. Gene Ontology annotation, cellular component: membrane. The record is from RefSeq and is a predicted model, not a curated record. The transcript has 9 exons. Gene Ontology annotation, molecular function: ATP hydrolysis activity; ATP binding; P-type calcium transporter activity. Lineage: Eukaryota; Viridiplantae; Streptophyta; Magnoliopsida; Fagales; Betulaceae.